Molecule: messenger RNA, 2448 nt
Organism: Aspergillus alliaceus
Lineage: Eukaryota; Fungi; Ascomycota; Eurotiomycetes; Eurotiales; Aspergillaceae
Product: putative amino acid transporter
Exons: 1
Coding region: 157-1887 (576 amino acids)
Biological process (GO): amino acid transmembrane transport
Molecular function (GO): amino acid transmembrane transporter activity
Source: RefSeq, a predicted model, not a curated record
CAUUAUUUGAGAUUUUCGGUUUAUCGCCUGAAAAAAAGGCUUUUCUCCCACUGUUCUUCAACAGCAGAAUGUGACUGCGCUCACCCGCGUCGGUUCCUGGAAUUCCUCGAUCCGUCGUCCAUUCCAAAACCCGCCGUGUAACUACCUAACCGCAUCAUGUCGGACCAGUUCCUUAGCUUUCGAGACCAGGACCCGGAGGCCCGCGAGGCCAUCCUGGCCCAGCACCUCAACCCUCAGUUCACUGCCUCAUUUCAGGAGGAAAGUCAUACUCCGCCGGAAGAUUCUGGUGGUGAUGUCGAAGAUACCACCGAACCACACUCGUCCCUUUGGCUUCAAGGAGGCGAUGUACACCGAGACCUCUACCGAAUCGAAGCCAAGUCAAAGCAAGCGAAGCUCGAUAGACGAGCCGCGAGCUUUUCUUUUCCCUUACGGGUCCCCGAAGAUGCAAUCGAAGAGGGCGUUGCAGCUCUCGAGCCCGGUAGUUUCCGUCGUCAUUUCGUGCAACAGCACAAGAACGGGAAUUUCGAGUAUCCCGGGGUGACGACGUCCUUCCUCGAUUUCUUGGAUCUAUAUGGGAACUUUGCUGGAGAAGAUUUGGCUGAGACCGAAGAAGGCUCGGUAACGAGCGAAGACCGGGAAAGCAGGAGAUCACCCUCAGAGCAAACUCCCCUGUUGAGGGCCCGGAGACGCUCUCGAGUCGGCCGUCCGGGUGACGCGUCUAAUACGAAGACAUUCUUUACGCUCCUAAAAGCCUUCGUUGGUACAGGAAUUAUAUUCCUACCCAGGGCGUUCCGUAAUGGCGGGAUCCUUUUUUCCUCGGUAACGCUGGUGUUGGUUGCGGGGAUCACCACCGUCUGCUUUCACCUCCUUCUCCAGUGUCGUCAACAGUAUGGUGGCGGCUAUGGCGAAAUUGGGGAGCGGAUUGCUGGUUCUAAGCUUAGGUCCCUUAUCCUAUCAUCCAUCGUCAUCUCGCAGAUGGGCUUCGUGUGUACGUGUUUUAUCUUCACCGCGGAAAAUUUAAAAGCGUUCCUACAGGCGAUGGCAACCGAUAUUUCAACGGGGAGCCUGAUCUUACUGCAACUAGUCGUGCUUAUCCCCUUGGCGUGGAUCCGGAACAUCUCCAAGCUCGGUCCAGUGGCGUUGCUUGCCGAUGCGUUCAUUCUCCUGGGGUUGGGGUAUAUCUACUGGUAUGCCAUUGCAACCCUCGCAUCGCGACCCGGGAUCGAUCCGACCGUGGAGCUAUUCAACCCCAAGUCGUUUACGUUGACCAUCGGUUCGUCGAUCUUCACAUUCGAAGGGAUCGGACUUGUGUUGCCCAUCCAGUCGUCCAUGAGACGGCCGCAGCAUUUCGACCGCCUUCUAUAUCUAGUGAUGAUGAUUAUCACUGUUCUCUUCACGGCGGUCGGCGCAUUGUCCUAUGCGACAUUUGGGGUUCGGACCCAGACGGAGAUCUUUAGUAAUUUCCCGCAAACGGACCGACUCGUCAAUACGAUUCAGUUCCUAUACUCGUUGGCAAUUCUCGUCGGGGCGCCCAUCCAGCUGUUCCCAGCUACGCGCAUCAUGGAGGGCAAACUCUUCGGUCACAAGUCGGGGAAAGGCGACCCGUCGAUCAAAUGGAAGAAAAAUAUCUUCCGGAUGUUCCUCGUGUUGUGCUGUGGGUUCAUUUCUUCCGUCGGCGCGGGGGAUUUGGACAAGUUUGUGUCGAUCAUUGGAUCGUUUGCGUGUGUUCCACUGGUAUACAUUUAUCCAGCGUAUUUGCAUUGGAAAGGAGUUGCGGAGUCCCCGUGGGUGAAACGGGGGGAUAUCGCUAUGAUGUCUCUGGGAUUCGUGUUCAUGGUCUACACUACCAUAGCUACGCUGGCUGUUUGGAUCCAAGGGAGUAUGUGAUGGACUUCUUUUGGUAGGGGGUUGAUCGUAUGAAUCAUUGCUUCGAACUUGAUAUAGAGUGGGGCCCAUCUUGCAUCCAAAUUUAUCCUCACUGCCCCUCACCAUGCAUAACGGACAGGAUUAUGACACAACAACUAAAUAAACAGAAAAGAAAAAAAAAAAGUGAAAUAUCGGGGUGCUAUCACUUUACUAUGUUGGGAUUGUGAAUCUAUAGAUCCUAUAAGAGGUACCAAUGCCAUAGCUUGCUCUGUUCACCUGCACUCGUAGUUUGUAUGUAAACACCAUAUCUCAUGAUUCCUACACAUCCCCCAUUUCAUGUUGAACGAGAUACAUCCUAUAGCUCGUCAUGCCGUGAUCCUUUCCCCAAAUGACCCUCCUCCCUCCACCAUGGUUCAGACACAGUGCGAAUAGAAUUAGUACCGCAAUGAACCUCCCCGCCGUCCCGAUGAUGCGAAUACCAAUUAUCGAUAUACGUGACCUGAUAUCCAAUGCGUCCGUAUACCGCAUUGCUGGCCUCAACCAUGAUAUCAACCCCGCUGAUGACCGGCCCCCACGGAUUCG